AAUUUUCUUGGUUAGAGGGAGAGAGUUCCAUUCGUCCGCAACCUUGAGUUGUUCCUUAGUAUAACAGUUUAUAUUAUUGUCGAAUGGUUCACGUUGGUAUAUAAACAAGAUGUGGUAUAAGAUGCUACGUCAUUGCUAAUACAGCUCGCAAAUUCUGUCGACAGUUAACCGCCUAUACAGUAUACCUAUAACAAUCCAGCGGUAUCAUCUCUCGAGAUGGACUUUAAAUUUUUAUUAUUUUUUGUUCAAAUGGCUGCAGUUACUAAAGCACACAUGUUUAGAAUAACAAACAACUGCUCGUUUACUGUAUGGCCUGGCAUACAAGGCAACCCCGGACACAAACAUCUCGAAAAUGGUGGAUUUACGUUGGACCCUUACAGGACCCAUUUAGUUAUCUCGUCUCGAAAUUGGACGGGCAGGAUUUGGGGCAGGACCAACUGUAACAGUAAAGGAAAAUGCGAAACAGGCGAUUGCGGGAGCAAGAUUCAAUGCAACGGUACCAUGGGCAUUCCACCCUUGUCCCUAGCUGAAAUGGAGCUCUCCAAGGUCAACGAAGUGGACUUCUACCACGUGUCGUUGGUGGACGGCUUCAACCUACCGAUCAAGAUUAGGCCUGUCCCGUUUUCAGAGUCCAUGAAAAACGACACCAACUGUCAGCUGGCCUACUGUUUUUCCAACCUGAACAGCAGGUGUCCGUCCAAACUGGCUGUGAAGGCGGCCGAUGGCUCCAGCGUGGUGGCGUGCAAGAGCGCCUGUACGCUGUUCAACACGAAGUCUGACUGCUGCCAAGGUGUCUACACCACCCCAAAGACUUGUAAUAGAAGCUCGUGGCCCAAAAACUAUCCGGCAUACUUCAAGUCAGCCUGUCCGUACGCCUACAGUUACCCAUUCGACGACACGUCCAGCAUACAUACGUGUCAAGGCAAUGCUAAAACCAAGUAUCACAUCAUAUUUUGCCCUUAAGCCACUUAUUGUGUUGUUGCUAUUUGUUUAUAUAGGUUCAGGUUAAGUUAUCGUUAUUUAACAUGAUUUUUAUAAAUUAUUUUGUCUAUAUAUUAUUAUAUUAUAUACAAAUGAAUGUAAAUUGUAUAAGAAUAAAAGUAAAGUUAUUUAGGUACAUAAGUGUAGGUAUAUAAAAUAGUAAAAUACUAUUUUCAAAAAGUAAGUUCUUUCCCUCAAUACUUAGUGUUUCUCGAAAAUGUCCACCAUUAAAUGAUUCCAUUAGACAAUUUAAAACCCAAUUAUUAUAUUAUUAUUAUCAUUUAAAUCUUACUAACGAUUGUCCAUUUUGAAUCAAUCAUUACCGAAUCAAAUUAUUCGUUCAGAAUAAUUCAUUUUACUUAAUAAUUUUUAAUGUUAGAUUAAAAUCUAGUUAUUAAUAUUAUUUUUACUUUUAGAUUCUGAGCGGAGCGAG
This is a messenger RNA of Acyrthosiphon pisum (pea aphid), 1414 nucleotides long. RefSeq names its product thaumatin-like protein. NCBI's taxonomy places the organism in Eukaryota, Metazoa, Arthropoda, Insecta, Hemiptera, Aphididae. The coding region runs from base 217 to 963 and encodes 248 amino acids. The transcript has 2 exons. The record is from RefSeq and is a predicted model, not a curated record.